CGUUUUGAAGGCGGAGCGACUCUAACGGAAGUAGACCCCGGCUGCUCAGCGACCGGCGGACCAAUGGGAGCCCGGCGUCUCAUCGCAGCUGGUUAGCUCCUUAGCUUACUCGGCGAGUUAGCGUUGAGAAAUUGAAACGAUAAUGGCUUAAAGGGGUGAUUAGAUGCCGUCCAAGGGGAAAGGACCGCUGCAGCAGAUCCACAGAGAGGUGGACGACAUGAGGGUGCAGCUGGAGAGUCUGUUGAAAGAUGUUAAGGGUGAAGUGGAAACCAAAGAAGAGUCCUUUAGGAGAUGCCAAGAACUUCAGAUUUCUGCAGAGAAAACACUGAAGAAUCUGACAAAACUGACCAAGGCCGAUGAGAUUGCUCCUGUGGGCAACUACGACCAGAGGAAACUAGAGGAGCAAGGACGACUGCAUAACGUCCUGGAGCAGCUGAACAAAGUCUCCGUGCGGCUCUCACCACCGGGACCCAGCACGGAGCCACCGUCAGGUGAUGCCCAGAAGGAAGAUGUCGAGGAUGGAGCUGAAGACAGUGAUGAGGACGAUAGCGAUGAAGACACCGCCGAUAAGGUCGACAGCCCCAAAGACGAGAGUCAAGCAUCAACUGCACCGCCGCAAUCGGAACCUUGUAUCUACACGGUGCUCAGUGAUUUCAAAGGCGACCAGGAAGGAGAUUUGACUGUUCAGCGGGGCGACACGUUGAAAAUCAUCAAGAAGACGAGCGACGGCUGGUGGCUGGCUGAGAAUGCCAAAGGCGACAAAGGAGUGGUGCCGAGAACAUACCUGAAGAUUGGUUCCGUCCUCAGCGACGAGCGCAAGGAUGAAGAAGAUGAAGACUCCGACGAGGCUGAAGAGGAGCAGGAGGAUUCCGACGAGCAGGAGAACGAAGAAGGAGAGAAUCAGAGUUACACUCCUCCUUCCAACUGGUCCACUUUCAGAAAAGCUCUCACUGAGAUUGACGCGACGGACGUCCUCUCUGCAUUGGGCGCCAUCCCUUCCGGGUUCAGACCGUCCACUCUCAGUAAACUGCUAGUGGACGAAGGUGCCAAAUACAGAGGAAGCCAUUUCAUGCAGCCGGAGCUCAGCCAAUCACAACUCUCCUUCAGCGACCUCUUCUUGGAUCCCGACAAUGGCAGGGUGCGGCCACGACACCCUCGGACGUGCGUUUGUUUCACCCUGUGGAGCUGUAAGAGGAUCCCCACGCCCGGGGUCGGCGUCCAGGUCCUCAGCAGACACAUUCGCCUCUGCGCAUUUGACGGGACUCGGGUGCUGAGUAACAUCCACACGGUGAGGGCCAGCUACAACCCCAAGAACCCCAGGACCUGGCUCUUCUCCCCGCGGACAACUGGCGUCCUGCCUGCCCUGCUGGACGGAGACUGCUUCCUGCGCUGCAACGCCGACAGCCCCGACCUCGGUAUCCUCUUUGAGCUCGGCGUUACCUUCAUCCGCAACUCCACUGGUGAGCGGGGAGACCUGAGCUGCGGUUGGGCUUUCCUCAAACUGAGUGACGCCUCUGGAAAUCAGCUCCCAAACAGGACAUACGAGAUCUCGGUGAGCGGCGGCACUCCUUAUGAGAAGGACGUCGACAUGGAGGGGUCGCCCGCUCGAUCAUCUGGGGCCGGCGUAUUCCAGCAGAUGCUCAAAGCGCGGCGGCUGUCCAAACUCAUCGUCAAGUUCAAGACGCCCAACAGUCGCAUCAAGAGACAACUCAGCCUCCUCCCCGACACCCUACUGCACUGUCUGAGCUGCGUCCCCUUGUUGGCCAUGUACAGACAGCUGCUGGCUGAUACGCUGCUGGUGGACCGGCCCACCAUGCAGAACGCAGAUUUGAUAUUCAGUCCCGUGCUUGCCAUCUUCCCGAUCCUCAUGGACCAGCCUGACCUGCUGGAUGCCCUCAGAAGUGCCUGGAUGGAUGCAGAAAACAACAUGAAAAGGUCACAGAAGCGAGAUGAGGCACAGGUGAAACAGGAGUUCGCCAAGGCGUUCCAGUGGUCGGCUUCCUUCCUGCUGCACUCGUCUUCUUUCCCGCCUCACCGCUGGGCCGAUCCCACCUCAGACGAGCAGCGGUCCAGCCUCAUCGUAUCCACGCGGGAGGCGCUGAAACGAGCCCGCGGCCAAUCAGGAAGCUUAGAGAUGCUGGCCAACCCAGCCCACACUCACCUGGCCUUUGACAUCACCGAGAUGACUUUUGACCUCCUGCGGGUGGCGCACUAGAACAAAAGAGAAUGCCACAAAUCCCAAACCUUUAUUUAUGGACCUGUUGAAAUGAUUUUUUUGUUUUUUUUUAAAAGCACAUAAUAUUUUUACAAUGUUUUUAUUCCAAUGUAAACUGUGUGACACCA
Hippocampus comes (tiger tail seahorse) is the source of this 2343-nucleotide messenger RNA. RefSeq names its product nephronophthisis 1 (gene nphp1). Gene Ontology annotation, molecular function: protein binding. Gene Ontology annotation, cellular component: cilium; cytoplasm. The transcript is spliced from 20 exons. NCBI's taxonomy places the organism in Eukaryota, Metazoa, Chordata, Actinopteri, Syngnathiformes, Syngnathidae. Gene Ontology annotation, biological process: protein localization involved in establishment of planar polarity. The record is from RefSeq and is a predicted model, not a curated record. The coding region runs from base 164 to 2215 and encodes 683 amino acids.